AUGGGGGCUGUUGGCCCGGGCUUACUUGUUCUCCCUGGGGCUCAGGAAUCACAGCUCCUCCAGCCCCCAGGGCCUCUUGGGCCACUGACCCCUCUGCAGUGGGAUGAAGACCAACAGCUGGGCGACCUGAAGCAGUUGCUAAGCCGGCUGUGUGGCCUCCUCUUGGAAGAGGGGGGCCACCCCGGGGCACCAGCCAAGCCUGUGGACUUAGGCCCCAUGGAGGCCCCAGGUCCCCUGGCACCGGUCCCAAGCACAGUUUGUCCACUGAGGAGGAAACUCUGGCAGAAUUAUCGCAAUCUGACCUUUGAUCCAAUCAGCGCCAACCGUCACUUCUAUCUGUCGCGCCAGGACCAGCAGGUGAAGCACUGCCGUCAGUCCCAGGGCCCAGGCAGGCCCGGCAGAUUCGAGCUCUGGCAGGUGCAGUGUACCCAGAGUUUCCAGGCCGGGCACCACUACUGGGAGGUGCGCGCGUCAGACCACUCAGUGACACUGGGCGUCUCCUACCCGCAACUGUCACGGUGCAGGGUGGGGCCCCACACAGACAACAUUGGCCGAGGACCCUGCUCCUGGGGGCUCUGCGUCCAGGGGGACAGCCUCCAGGCCUGGCACAACGGGCAGGCCCAGCGCCUCCCAGGGGUGUCAGGGCGGCUCCUGGGCAUGGAUUUGGACCUGGCCUCAGGCUGCCUCACCUUCUACAGCCUGGAGCCCCAGACCCAGCCCCUGUACACCUUCCACGCCCUCUUCAACCAGCCCCUCACCCCCGUCUUCUGGCUCCUUGAGGGUAGGACCCUGACCCUGUGCCAUCAGCCAGGGGCUGUGUUCCCUCCGGGGCCCCAGGAAGGGGUGCUCAGCUGAAGAAGGCAUGGGAUGGAGCCCUGGCAUAGCUGCCACCAUGCCUGCGCGCCCAAGAGCUGCCCAGCUCCAGCUCGGAGACUGGAGGACUAGCUGUUGGCCUCUCUGUUAACUCAGAAAGAGAUUGGAGGUGGGGGUAGGUGAGCAUAAACCCAGAGUUCACUGUUCCAGCCUCUUUGAAGGGGACACGGUCUAGGAGGGGGAUAAAUGGGAUGCCCUUGCCCCAAACAGAACCCAGUUCUAGGUACUGCCUGGGCCUGGGAGGCUAGAGCAGUGCCCAGGGGACUUCUGGGCUUACAGGACAGCGUGUGUGACAAAAUUCAGAUCCAUCUGAACUUGCCUCUGGAGAUGAUAAGGGC
Messenger RNA from Mandrillus leucophaeus (drill), 1211 nucleotides. RefSeq names its product tripartite motif containing 65 (gene TRIM65). NCBI's taxonomy places the organism in Eukaryota, Metazoa, Chordata, Mammalia, Primates, Cercopithecidae. The record is from RefSeq and is a predicted model, not a curated record. Bases 1 to 855 code for a protein of 284 amino acids. Gene Ontology annotation, biological process: positive regulation of autophagy. The transcript is spliced from 4 exons. Gene Ontology annotation, molecular function: protein binding.